AGUGCGCCAAGAGAGGAAGGAAAGGAAACGGGUGGACUCCUCGAUACCAGCGAUACUUAUCGCCCAGUACGAAUUCGCGCGUGCGGUCGACAAGAACCAAAACGGAUGUUGAAUUGUUUAAUCUAUUAAAAUAUCAUAUUGAUAAUAUUGAUAUAAGAUUACAGUGUUUUUAAAGUGACUAAAGUGUGAAAUUUCUUUUGUCUGUGAAUAGUACAAAUCAAUUGGAAUGCUUACAAAUUCAAAAGCCAUGGAUUUUCGAUUUUUCACAUGUUUCACAUUUGUUUUGAUGUGCACAACUUCAUUUGCUUAUCCUUUGGGAUUAGACAACGCCAUUAUUGGCGGUAGUCAAGUUUUAAUGAAUUUCGGAGAUGGUUUUCAACAGUGGGGUGAAAGUAAUAAGCAACAAGUAGUCCCACAUUACGGUUCCUAUGGUCGUGAACGAGCUCUACUUGAAAUGGAAGGCAAAAUCUCCCAAUUGGAUUCGGCCUACACGCGCUCGCAUCAAUUCAUCGCCGAGAUCGUCGGCCACAAGCCGCUAAUUGACAUUACACAAGAGCAUGAAAAGUACGGAAACGACGGCGCGAAAUCACGUCGUGUCGCGACUGCGCUAAUCGGAGGCUUCGACGGUGUCGCAAAUAUUGUCAACAGCGUUCUAGACGCGCCAUAUGAUAAAGCGCGUUAUGCGUCGAAACAAGCGACAUCUGCGCUGAAUGCAAUCGGAGCAACUUUUGCAGGACUUUAAAAUGUGAAAAAUUUAAUAUUUAAUGAUUUGUUCAAAAAGCCACACACUGCAACUUGUAACUGCAUUACAAAUCGAAAUUAUCUUGUCCUGCGGUUGAUGUUCACAUAAUUAAGACUGAGAAUUUUAAUUUAAGUCACACGAAAUUAGUCAGUGUUUUAUAUUAGCGGUGUAUGCGUAAUUUAUUUUAGUUUCUGUGUAUAUAGCGGUUUAUAGAAUUAAUCAAGAAAAACUGGUGAAAUGUCUAAACAAUAAAUGGAAAUAUGUGA
Messenger RNA from Dalotia coriaria, 1008 nucleotides. RefSeq lists its product as uncharacterized. The record is from RefSeq and is a predicted model, not a curated record. NCBI's taxonomy places the organism in Eukaryota, Metazoa, Arthropoda, Insecta, Coleoptera, Staphylinidae. The coding region runs from base 227 to 742 and encodes 171 amino acids. The transcript is spliced from 4 exons.